Achroia grisella is the source of this 4650-nucleotide messenger RNA. It is a transcript of the gene Nup160, whose product is annotated as nuclear pore complex protein Nup160. The transcript has 27 exons. Gene Ontology annotation, molecular function: structural constituent of nuclear pore. Gene Ontology annotation, cellular component: nuclear pore. The record is from RefSeq and is a predicted model, not a curated record. The coding region runs from base 170 to 4078 and encodes 1302 amino acids. Lineage: Eukaryota; Metazoa; Arthropoda; Insecta; Lepidoptera; Pyralidae.
UCUUGUAAGUCUGUUGCUGUUAUAUUAAAUUUGUAUUAUAUUUACUGACUAAUUCAUAAAAUAUCUCGAAAGUACAUUAUUUAAAGUUGUCACAAUUUGAAAUUUUUGAUAGAAACAAAUAUACCUAAUUGUUGAUCAUACCUAACAGCUGAAAUAAUUAAAUUUAAUCAUGGAUUUUGCUGAAGCGAUACCGGUCACUUUUAAAGAAAUUACUCCAAAUUGUAGCAUUCCGGAAAAAUGGAAAGAACUAGUGCUGAAUACAGGUGGUACCCAUAGUACUCUACAAGACAUUAAAUUACCUCAAAAAGGUGGUGGAUAUUGGUACAAAGAUUCAAUAAAAGCUAAUACAAGAAACAGAUUCAUUUAUUGGCAAACAACUUCAGAUGCUAUAGAACUAUCAGAGGCAUCAUUAGAUGUAAAUUUGUCAGGAGCAAAUUUGAGGUGCAAAGUGGCACCAGGCACUCCUCCACUAAGUAAUCUCACAGCAUAUGAGCGUCCUGCUUACAGAGAAGUUGUUAUACUGGCUGCAACAGUCUCAUCAGUCCAUAGACUGAUCUUUCCACAUCCAGAAAGUUUUGAUAAAAAGUCAACCUUUGGAUCAAUGAGCACAACAUCACCUUCAAUAUUUCAUGAUACCAGUCUUGUGAAUAAUCCAAAUAAUUAUUAUAUUUUAAACCAGUAUUCCAAUGCAACCACAGGAGUAGCACACACAUGUGCUUCAUUGUUGCGUGACUCAGGAGAAGCAGUUUUUGCUCUUGCAUUUGGUUAUGGAGGUGAAGGUGGAUUAUUGCUAGUCAAACUACCAGUAUCAGGGCAAGCAGUAACCUCUGUCCUUAAAAGGGAAUCUGCAGUGCCAAGAUUUUUGUCUGGUAUUACCGGAGCAUUAAGGGGUAAAAGUGCCACAGAUGGUGUUGAAACAUAUGGAGUGACACUCACAAAUAGUUUUGCGGUUGCGGUUUGUGGGGACACUUGUCUCCGAGCUUGGUCUUUGGAUGAUGGUGGUGCACCUAUAGUUGUCUCUUCGCCACUUUCACAGACAUUAGUCAGACCGAAACCACCUCCGCAUGGUCACAUGUUACAGAAGACAAUUGGUUCAGACGAAAGUAUUAUAUUAGUAGCAUAUUUAUCUUUUCCAAAUGAGUGUGAGUUUGUUGUUCUAAAAAUGCACGACAGUGUAGCAGGAACUGUGAAGUUUUCACAUAUAUGCCGCCUCUUUGGACCACAGAUGGAUCUGUUGGAUUAUGCUAUUGGAUAUGGUGAUGGAUCCAACGUCAUUUGGGCAUUGUGGAGUCAACCAGAUGGAGACACAGUUAUAACAAGUAGCGCGGCGGGCGCGGCGGCGGGGUGGCGCGCGGCGGCGGCGCGGGAGCGCGGCGGCGGGCUGGCCGCGCUGCCCGCGCACUCCGCUCAUCGCCACUACCGCGACCGCUUGCUCGCGCCGGCGCUCUUCCCGCCCGCUGUCCUUCGGAAGGCCAUCGCGAUAUACCGACGUACUUGGGGCGGAAGUGAGACGAGCCUUGAUGGUGACUUGGGAGAAUCGGCAAUGAACGCAGUGCAAACUCGAAUGCAGCAUCUGGCUGCCCGAUCCGGAUCUACAGAUCAAUCACAUCUUAUGCACAAAUGCUGGUCAGAUUUAUAUAGUUGGUGUAUGCAGUACAUGGAGGGGUUACAAAAACCACUGGGUAUUAUGGUCUCUAAACAUGGUUCUGAUAAUGAUAGCGGUUGGUGGUGUGCAGUGGUUCGUCGCGCUGGAAUCUCUCUCGUACGCGAAUUAGAGCCAUUAGAAAAAUUGAUGCUCGCACCAGAUAUGUCUUUACUUGACACUACAAUGGAGGGCGAGCGGUCCCGCGAGCUGUCGCUGUCGGCGGAGGCGGUGCGCGUGGUGGCGGCGGGCGCGCGCUGGGAGCGAGCGGCGGCCGCCGGCGCGGACGACCUCGAGCGGCGGCUGUUCGCCAGCAACGCGCCGCAGCACCGCCUGCUGCCGCGCCUCCUGCACCUGCAGCUCGCCGCGCCGCUCUCCGCGCCCGCGGGGCCCGAGCCGCACCACCCGAUAUUGACUCCACAACAGGUGGAUGAACUGACAUCUAUAUUGGAGCCAAUCAAAGAUCUACAGAAUGCAGUCCUCGAGCUGAACGACGCGCUGAGAUUGGACGUGCCUGAGCUUGACACAGCUAAAAGUGAAGAAGACGAAUAUAACGAAUAUGAUACCCUAUUCGCGAGCGAUUUGGGCGUAUCUAUAGUAACUGAAGCGAUUCGACAAAUGGCUGAAAUGAGGUCCCGCGUGGUGCGAGGAGCUGUGGCGGCGCUGGGCGCGGCACGAGGCGCGGGCGGCGUGCCGGGCGCCGGCCACUGCGCCGUGCACUGGCAGGCCUACCGCGCGCUGCUCUGGCACUGCGCGCAGCCACUGCGUCGCCCGGCUGCAAGUACAAGCGAGUCGUUCCGACUGAAGCUGAGCUCGUUGGGCGCGGUGGCGUGCGAGGCGGGCGGUGGGUGCGCGGGGGCGGCGGGGGGCGCGGUGGCGGCGUACGUGCGCGGCGCAGGCGGCGCGCGCGCGCGGUUGCAGCUGGCGGCGGCGCACGCUCCGCUGCGCUGGCACCACGCGCUGCCCCUGCUCGCUUACCAUUUAGCGCACCAGCUGUGGGCCGUCAGUGGUGGUUUUGAAUUUGGUUGGUGGUUGGCGACUAUUAACCAACCGAAACUUGUACAGAAUUAUGUCGCUAUGCUAGAACCCUGGUGCGAAUGGAAUGCUUGUUCACGACAAUUCAUCUUGGGGUUAUCGCUGCUGGAGACAGAGGACUCUGAAGGCGCGUACACAGCGUUUUGUAAAGCAGCCAAGGGAGUGAGCACCGAGCCCUUCCUGCGCGCGCUCGUGGCCGCGCCCCACGCGCGCCUCACGCAGCACCAGGCGCUCGUGCUCUACUACAUGAAGGUGAUAAAAUUAUUUGAGAUCCACGAUGCGGGUGCUUGCGUGGUUCGUCUCGCUGAAACUGCAAUUAGCAUUGCCGACAAAGAUGACCCAAACUUGGCGAUGUUCCAGUGGCUGGUGUUCAAGUGGCACUUGUCCGGAGGUCGCACGUCCCGCGCGCUGGCCGCCGCCGCCGCCAGCCCCGCGCCGCACGCCCGCGCCGCCGCCGCCGCCACGCUCCUCACCACACUCGCUGGUCGGCGGCAGCUGGGCGCGCUGGUGGGGUGCGCGGCGCUGGCGGGCGAGGCGGAGCGCGCGGCGGCGGCGCGCGCCAGGCUGCACGACCCGCACGCGGACAACCCCUACUACGACUUCCUGUACGCGCUGCACGUCUCACGACACCACUACCGCAAAGCUGCGGGCGUGAUGUACGAGCGCGCGGCGCGGUGCGCGGCGGAGCGCGGGCCGCGCGCGGGCCGGCGGCGCUGGCUGGCGGCGGCGCUGGUGUGCCUGCGGCUGGCUCGCCCCGACCACGCGUUCCUGGCGCGCCCCGCACCCCCCGCACCCUCCGCACCCCCCGCGCACGCCGCCGACGAUGCAGACCGGCCCGCCGCGCCCCGUCUGCAGGUCAUCGGACCGGAGGAUUUGGCUGCCGAACUCCGCGAAGAAGACCCUGAAUCUAUAGAUCCUGUUAAACAGGCGUUACUGAAAAAUGAAGACAUUGAUUUCGACAAAUUGUAUCCAUAUCUAAAAGAAGCAGAUGCUGAAACCUUGCUAGCUGUCACUAAGAGGAUUUUGAGUACUGGACAAUUUAUGCCUCACUGGUUUCUACAGAGAUAUACAGAGGUGGACGGCGCGGGGUGCGCGCGCGCGCUGAGUGCGGGCGGGCGCGCGGCGGCGGCGGGCGCGGCGUGUGCGGGCGCGCUGCGGGCCGCGCUCGCCGCCGCCGCCGCCCCCGCCGCCCCCGCCGCCCCCGCCGCCGGCCCGCGCGCCGCGCCGCUCGCCGCCGCCGACCUGCUGCGCGCCGAGCUCGCGCCGCUAGCUCGCACCGACGCCUACGCCGCACAGAUCUACAAUGAAUUGGAUUCCCUGGUCAAAGAAUACAUACAGGUUGUCAUAAGAACGUCAGAGGAUAUGAAAGUUGCACAAUUGCAAAAUACUAUUGUUCAUUGAAUUUUGUGAGUUUUAAUAAAAGAUUUUGUAUUUAAAUAAGUUUAUUUGCAUUCACUUAUAUAUGACUAGAGUUAUAAGCCCACGUCCAAAUACGAUUUAUACAAAUCAAUUUAAUAUUCUGGAAUGUUGUACUUUUUCUAUAUACGCUUUUAGCUUAGGAAGACUAUAGUAGUUUUUUUUUUUGUAUAUAUAAAAUUACAAAAAUGUUAUCUUUUAUGUAUAAUGAAAAUAUCUAUAUUAUGAGCUCUAUCUAUGCCAACAGCGAGAAGAUAACUCAAUAUCAAUAGUUUCAGUAUAAAGUAUUCUUUUUAAUCUUGUGAAUUUAUAAACUAUCUAUAUUUUAUUGUAAAAAAAAUACACAUUACAUUACCCGAUAAAGUCCAAUACCAUUUAAGAAACAAACUUUGUCACUAAAAAUAAAUUAAAAACCCGUACAAAACACCAAGUAUUUAGUAAGUAAUUAUGUAACAUAAAAUUUUAAAAGAGAGAAUAUUUUCUGCAUUAAAUACGAUAAACAACAUAUCUAAACUAAAUAAAUUUGAUGCAAUGAGACUAUGGUCUGUCUUCUACAG